AUGGUCGGCGACUCAAGAGCAGAACCAAGUCGUAUUAUGCCUGGCUCCUUUGAAUCAUGGCUAGAAAAAGUGCUGGAUAGUAUAUUCCAGGAAGGAGUUAACUCUGCUACGCUCAAUUUUAUGAAUUAUACAUUUUAUGCGCUAUUCGCGGUUCUCACAACACUCUUCCUUGGCUCGGGCUUAAAUCUCCAUGUGUUGGCCCUUCUACUUCUUGCUAUUGCCCUCUGUCUCGCCACGAACUGGUUCGUAUCGGAACUAUACAGGGAAUCUCUGCGACAAAAAGAGAAAAGCUCCUCGAAACCAUUGCCCAAGCCAGAUCCCAAGUCUGAGUAG
Molecule: messenger RNA, 333 nt
Organism: Malassezia restricta
Lineage: Eukaryota; Fungi; Basidiomycota; Malasseziomycetes; Malasseziales; Malasseziaceae
Exons: 2
Coding region: 1-333 (110 amino acids)
Biological process (GO): vacuolar proton-transporting V-type ATPase complex assembly
Cellular component (GO): endoplasmic reticulum membrane
Source: RefSeq, a predicted model, not a curated record